AUGGCUUCGUCCGGCGACACCAAGAUCGAUGCGAUGAACAAGCAAGAGACUGGCGAUCUCUCCCCAGAGAGUAUAGAAGAGAAGAAUGGGCAGGUGGUCGAUCUUGCAGAUGGUUACACCCUUGAAGAGGAAAAGGAAGUCCUCCGAAAGAUUGACCUCGCCAUUCUGCCCAUGAUGUGCUUCGUCUUCUUCUUGCAAUAUUUGGACAAGCAAAGUCUAAGCUACGCCAGCGUGUUUGGCCUCAUCACCGACCUCAAUUUGACCAGUUCCCAAUACUCAUGGUGUUCCUCUAUUUUCUACGUUGGUCAACUGGUAUCUGAAUAUCCCUUCAUCUACUUGAUGAGCAGAUUCCACCUCACAAAGUUCGUCGGAGUCACCAUCGUCAUAUGGGGCAUUAUUUGCAUGUGUCUUGCAGCCCCGCACAACUACGCUGGCUUUGCUGCCGUUCGAUUCCUCCUGGGCUUCGCCGAAGGAGCUGUAUCUCCAGCGUUUAUCACGAUUACGAGUAUCUGGUAUCGAAGCAACGAGCACGCACUCCGAACAGCGCUCUGGAUCACCAUGAACGGCCUCGCCCAGACCUGCGGCUCCCUGCUGAUGUACGGCAUCGCCAAAAAUACUCACGCUCUUGCCCCGUGGAGAGUACUGUUCCUCAUCUGCGGAGCAAUCACUUCUGCCGCCGGUAUCUUCUUCUAUCUCUUCAUGCCCAAUGGCCCCAAGGAUGCGUGGUUCUUGAACGAGCGCCAAAAGCAAGUGCUGUCUAUGCGUAUGGCCAAGGACCGAGAAGGUGGCGAUAAGACCUCAUUUUCUAUGCAGCAGCUCAAGGAGGCUAUCUUCGACAAUAGGACCUGGUUUGUGUUUUGGUUCGGUGUUCUGGUGACCAUGCAAUCUCCUGUUCUUACGUUUGCUUCGCUCGUCAUCAACAGCAUUGGCUACGACAAGUACGAGACUAUGCUUUACACUGCUCCUUCAGGUGCUGUGCAAAUUGGAUUAUUGUGGAUUGGUGUCUGCGGUUGCAUGCUGUUCCCCAAGCAACGAAGUCUGGUAGCCCUUGUGCUCAUCCUACCGCCUCUUAUUGGCAACGUACUCCUUAUGAAGCUAUCCACUAGUGCCGGAUGGGGUAUGAUCGCUGCAUCGUGGAUUGCAUCAUGUAUCACCGCCGUCUGGUCUAUUCUUCUCUCCCUCACCGCAUCAAACGUCAAGGGAAAUACAAAACGCGCCAUAGUCAACGCUAUGUUCUUCAUCGGGUACUGUGCAGGAUGUAUCGGUGCACCGCAACUUUGGACCAAGAAGCCGCGAUACUUCAACGGUGUUGUCACAGCCAUUGUCACAUGGUGCUUGCUAUUCGUCGAGAUUGUUGUGUACAGAUACCUUUGCGCAAAAGACAACUCGAAGAGAGACGCUGCACUUUCUGGUGGACAGCAGAGGCAGAGCGAGGACGAGGUCGUUUUGGAUGCAGGUGGUGCUCCUGAGAGCGACUUGACGGACCAACAGGACAAACUUUUCAGAUACAGUAUCUGA
Colletotrichum orchidophilum is the source of this 1518-nucleotide messenger RNA. Its product is annotated as major facilitator superfamily transporter. The transcript is spliced from 9 exons. The record is from RefSeq and is a predicted model, not a curated record. Gene Ontology annotation, biological process: transmembrane transport; allantoate transport; dipeptide transport. The coding region runs from base 1 to 1518 and encodes 505 amino acids. Gene Ontology annotation, cellular component: plasma membrane. Lineage: Eukaryota; Fungi; Ascomycota; Sordariomycetes; Glomerellales; Glomerellaceae. Gene Ontology annotation, molecular function: dipeptide transmembrane transporter activity; allantoate transmembrane transporter activity.